Messenger RNA from Felis catus (domestic cat), 3158 nucleotides. RefSeq names its product potassium voltage-gated channel modifier subfamily S member 1 (gene KCNS1). Gene Ontology annotation, biological process: potassium ion transmembrane transport; regulation of delayed rectifier potassium channel activity; protein homooligomerization. Gene Ontology annotation, cellular component: voltage-gated potassium channel complex; membrane. The transcript has 5 exons. Gene Ontology annotation, molecular function: delayed rectifier potassium channel activity; protein binding. The record is from RefSeq and is a predicted model, not a curated record. NCBI's taxonomy places the organism in Eukaryota, Metazoa, Chordata, Mammalia, Carnivora, Felidae. Bases 560 to 1852 code for a protein of 430 amino acids.
UCUGUGUCAGGAAGGACUUGGAUAAGUCACCUGAAGCAGAGUGCCUUACACAUGUCAAGGGCGCAAUUAAGGAAGGGAUUAUUACUGCUGUUGUUGUUCCUUUGUAGGCAAAACCCGGGCUGAAAUCCCUCCCUAGUGGCACCUCAGUCUCCUAAAUGACCCCUCCUCCCCUGGCCCCUGACUGGGGGGAGGGGGAUGUCCUGGCUGUUGGGCCCAGUCUCCAGCCACCAUCUCCACCCAAUCGAGUCAGGAAUAGAAACAACCGCCUCCGACAGCCCGCGGUCUCCCUCCCUCCCUCCCCCGGCAGCGAUCGAUGUGGCCUCCCCCGCGGGGGACAGAGGAAGACAGGGAAGGAGGGGCGGCGGGGCCUCCGGCAGCAGCGAGGUUCGGCGGCGCCGCUGGGACAGAGACGAUCCCGGCCUGGCCAGCGGCUCCCCAGCCACGGAGCCCUCAGGGACUGAAGCACCUGGUGGGUGCCCUGGAGGGGCCUUGACAGAUAAGAGACCCAAAGCCCAGAGCAGGAGGAGACUGGCCUGAGGACGCAGAAGUGACGGAGGCCAUGGUGAGCGAGUCCCCGGGGCCCGGCGCCCGCGUGCCCUGGCGGCGGAGCGACGAGGCGCUGCGCGUGAACGUGGGCGGCGUGAGGCGGCGGCUGAGCGCACGCGCGCUGGCCCGCUUCCCGGGCACGCGGCUGGGCCGCCUGCAGGCCGCGGCGUCCGAGGAGCAGGCGCGGCGCCUGUGCGACGACUACGACGCGGCGGCGCGCGAGUUCUACUUCGACCGGCACCCGGGCUUCUUCCUGGGCCUGCUGCACUUCUACCGCACCGGCCGCCUGCACGUGCUCGACGAGCUGUGCGUCUUCGCCUUCGGCCAGGAGGCCGACUACUGGGGCCUGGGCGAGAGCGCGCUGGCCUCCUGCUGCCGCGCGCGCUACCUGGAGCGGCGCGUGGCGCGGCCGCGCGACUGGGACGAGGACAGCGACACGCCGAGCAGCGUGGACCCGUGCCCCGACGAGAUCUCCGACGUGCAGCGCGAGCUGGCGCGCUACGGGGCCGCGCGCUGCGGCCGCCUGCGCCGCCGCCUCUGGCUCACCAUGGAGAACCCCGGCUACUCGCUGCCCAGCAAGCUCUUCAGCUGCGUCUCCAUCGGCGUGGUGCUGGCCUCCAUCGCCGCCAUGUGCAUCCACAGCCUGCCCGAGUACCAGGCCCGCGAGGCGGCGGCCGCCGUGGCCGCGGUGGCCGCGGGUCGCGGCACGGAAGGCAUGCGCGACGACCCGGUGCUGCGGCACCUGGAGUACUUCUGCAUCGCCUGGUUCAGCUUCGAGGUGUCGUCGCGCCUCCUGCUGGCGCCCAGCACGCGCAACUUCUUCUGCCACCCCCUCAACCUCAUCGACAUCGUGUCGGUGCUCCCCUUCUACCUCACGCUGCUGGCCGGCGUGGCGCUCGGCGACCGGGGCGGCGCGGGCGGCGAGGACCUCGGUGACCUGGGCAAGGUGGUGCAGGUGUUCCGCCUCAUGCGCAUCUUCCGCGUGCUCAAGCUGGCGCGCCACUCCACCGGGCUGCGCUCGCUGGGCGCCACGCUCAAGCACAGCUACCGCGAGGUGGGCAUUUUACUGCUGUAUCUGGCCGUGGGCGUGUCCGUGUUCUCCGGUGUGGCCUACACAGCCGAGAAGGAGGAGGACGUGGGCUUUGACACCAUUCCCGCCUGCUGGUGGUGGGGCACGGGCCCUCUAGCAGAGAUCCUGCCUCAUUCAGAACCUACUGAAUAUUAUGACGACCACUUCACUUCGUUUCUGAGGCACUUCAAUGCCACCCCCGGCCUCCCACACGUCUCCAUUCUCCCUCCCGUCUGAGGUCAGUGAACCCAUUUCACUGCAGUUGCAGCCCCACCACCAAGCUCUCCUGAUGUAGACUUUCCUCAAAGCAAAGGUGAAGUGUUCUGGGUUCAGUGAAGGCCAUAGAGAUAUUAAUGGGAAGGAAGCACAAAAUAAAUCCAGUCUUCAGAAACUUUUGAAUCCUUUCCUCUACGUGAUGCCCAGGGGUUUCGGGCCUUUAUAUUGCAUUUCACGUGGGCCAGCAUUCGGUCCAAGUUUGCUUUAGCCAACCCAUCAAUGGUCAGAACGCGGCCAGCUCCUGGAGCUAGCACAGAGAAUGCCGGAUCCCUGACCCGUGCGUCCCUACCAAGGAGACCAGCCUGGUCCCACAUUACAUUUCCCCUCCCCUCAUCAAGCACCACAAAAAUCCAUUCUCACAAAUAUUGCCCAGAUUUCCACUGGUAUCAGUGAACAGAUUUUUGCAGUUCUGUAUGUGUCCAAGAUUCUUUCCUACUCAGUCUGUUUUUCACACUCCAGGCCAAAACUCAUCCCCACCAUCCCGGGAGCUUGGGAGCUUUCUCCACAAGGAAGGUGGGGACUGCUUCCACCCAGUGUUUGAGAUCGCCUUGGAUUUCUCCCACAUUCUCUUGCGUGGCUGUUCUGCUGGUCAUAAGCCACACAUAAAAGUGUAGCCGGCCUGUCAAAUCAGCAACCGGCAUAAUCAGUUACCAACUUUGGUUUUUGGAGAUCUCAGCCCUAUUGCAGGUCAUGAAGUUCUUUUCACUGUGGUCAUAGAAAUGUUCUAUGACCGCCACCCCCAAAUUAUAUUUCGGCUUGCUUUGUUGAGUUUCCGUUUACAUUAUUCUAUGCAGUUAGAAACAAAACAUUCUAUCCCACAGCCUGGGCAUUUCUCAUCUCAAAAUUGAACCGUGACAGAAGCUAUCCUUUCUCUGAGAGCCACAUUCUCGGUGGUCAAAUGAUACCAAGUAGUACAGGAAACAACCCUUUCCUGCUGUAUAUACUGUGGGCUGCUCUUCAGGACCAGAGCAACAGCAGCAACUUCCCACUGUUUUGCCCCAGGAAAGCCCAACUGUUUUUAAUACCCCACACUUCCUGGAGGACAUGUGAACUAUGACUCCAUUCUUCUUCCAAUUUCUCUGUCAGAAGACUUGGGCUGCAAACAAGUUAAUCCAACUCUGGGCAACUUAAGCAAAAAAUGGGUGCAUUGGAUAGAUACCAGUUGGAAUCAAAGUAAAAUUAAACAACCAGGCUUUGGGGGGGGGGGCGCCUGGGUGGCUCAGUCGGUUAAGCAUCCGACUUCAGCUCAGGUCAUGAUCUUGCAGUU